Messenger RNA from Coregonus sp. 'balchen', 2122 nucleotides. The record is from the annotation of a GenBank genome assembly. NCBI's taxonomy places the organism in Eukaryota, Metazoa, Chordata, Actinopteri, Salmoniformes, Salmonidae.
CCUGGUAGUGGGUCAUGGCGAGAAGGGAUACAGCUGUUGUCGAAUUAACGUCAAAAGUUCCUUAUUUUUUUCCCAUUUUAUCUAGCCCUUUUAACAACCUUAACCUAAUCAUCCCAACCUGCUACGUUUAUGCUCCUAACAUGCUGCGUAAGUUCUAACCUACAAAAAGUGAAAUCUGACAAAAACUGUAUCCCGUCUAGUCAUAACCCUGAAAAUGCCCACAUUGGUGAAAUUGAAGGAGAAACUUAACGACUUCGACACUAGCUAGCUAGGUGCCGCGUGCGAUGCUCAGACAAAUGUGCCUGCGCUGUAGAUGGUAACGUUUGGUCAGGGAGGCACUGCAUAGCCAGCUGUGACUGUAUUGCUAUAACUAGCUAAUGCAGCUUCAAAUAAUCAAUGCACUUUCAUUUGCUCGCAGUAGCAUUGCUUUCCCUCGCAGAUUAACAAAACAGAUUGCCUAUCCCUCCCAUCUGGUUGACUACAGCUCACCUGUCAAAGUAAUGUCAACUGGGUCUGUGGAGCCAGUACGAUCUAUUGGCAAAUCUAAGGUAAGUGGCCAGCAUGAAAACGCCUUAGUUAGCUAGUAGGUAAUGAUGUCAUACCGGUGAAUGGCAUGUAAUCAAUGGCCAUAAGAUGUUGUUACUCACUUACUGUCAACAGUCCUACUUAGCAAGCUAGCUACUUACCUGGAGUUAAAGAGGAUGGGAAAACUCUUUGGCAUAAAUAAUGUGUCUAAGGUUUUUGAUAGUGGUGGCUGGUUCUGUGGUGUAAUGCUGCUCUCUCCUGGCCAGCCUGCAGAAGGCGUUUGGAGCCUGCAUCAUAUGAAGGGGGACCUGUUCUCCUGUCCUGAAGAUGAGGCCCUGGCGCACUGUAUCAGCAAGGACUGCCACAUGGGGGCUGGAAUCGCAGUUAUGUUCAAGAAGAAGUUUGGUGGAGUGGCUGCGCUAAAGGAACAGAGUGAGUUGUUCUGUGUAAUGUAUUAUUAAUGUAUUAUUUGUUAUUAUGCACUGCAUGCUAUGGAAGUAUGUUGUGAUGUGCCCUUUUCACUUUAAAAUAGGCCCUGAAUUUGGAAAAGCAUGGCUUAAAUCAUAAGCCCAUGUCAUUGAUCAAGAUCACUGUUCACUGGUUUUACUUUUACUUCACAGAGAAGGUGCCAGGGCAAUGCGCUGUACUGAAAGGACACAAACGUUUUGUGUACUACCUGGUAAGGCAGUUGCCUUGUUAGUUUCAACCAACUAACACAAAUUUGAAAGCAUUAUUAUUAUUUUUAAAUCUCUGGUUGUGUCUCGCUCUAUUACAGAUAACAAAGGAAAAGUACAGCAACAAGCCAACCUAUGACAGCCUGAGGCAGAGCCUUGAGGACAUGAAGUUUCAUUGCUUGAAAAACGGAGUAACCGCUAUAUCAAUGCCUCGGUUUGUAUGAAUACAUUGAGCAUUCUACACAUAAAAAGGCAUCAUUAUUAAAUUAUUUUAACAUGUCAUUUAUUUCCAUUUGAUGUGUGACUAAAUUUUAUAUCCUUCUAUUCUACAGCAUUGGCUGUGGCCUUGAUCGACUGAGCUGGGACAAAGUGGCAAAGAUGCUUGAGAAGAUAUUCCAGCCCACAGGUAUCCAUAUCACUGUGUACACCCUCCCUGUAAAAACAACGGGGAAACCAAGUCCACGGGGAAACCAAGUUUCCAUUGAUGUUUUCUGUAAGACAAAAUGAAGUUAAACUCACAGACCAUAUAUCAGCAUACUGGUAUGCACCUGUAUAAAGUCUGCCGAAGGUUGUACUUUUGAAAGGGAAUAAAGGACACUUUUCCUUAAAAUAAUACCCCCUCCUCAUCUCUACUUUACCCCUGUGUUUAAUUGUUCUAUGAAAUUACAUGUUCAUAUUUUGCACUUCAAUUACUGUCCUAUACAGUAGCGAAAUCAUAUUCAUAGGAAUGCUCUCCACCAGAAGGGGGCACUAAUUAUUUUCUCCACAUCACUUGAGUGACGUGUUCUGUGCUGCUGUUUGUCAUAUGCUGAUUUUAAAUACCCUGUAAUGCACAAGUUUUUUACAUGAGCAUGAAUAAUAAAAAGUAAAUGGUGAUUUUAAUUUCACAAGAUAAUAAAAUGAAAUCUGUUUUACACCUUUCA